This is a messenger RNA of Galeopterus variegatus (Sunda flying lemur), 942 nucleotides long. Its product is annotated as olfactory receptor 8K5. Bases 1 to 942 code for a protein of 313 amino acids. Gene Ontology annotation, biological process: G protein-coupled receptor signaling pathway; sensory perception of smell. The transcript has a single exon. Gene Ontology annotation, molecular function: olfactory receptor activity; odorant binding; G protein-coupled receptor activity. NCBI's taxonomy places the organism in Eukaryota, Metazoa, Chordata, Mammalia, Dermoptera, Cynocephalidae. The record is from RefSeq and is a predicted model, not a curated record. Gene Ontology annotation, cellular component: membrane.
AUGGGACAAAAAAAUUUAACAGUGCUGACCGAAUUCGUUCUGAUGGGAGUCACAAGGCGGCCUGAGCUGCAGCUUCCCCUUCUUGGUGUCUUUCUCAUCAUCUAUGUGAUCACAGUGGUGGGCAACCUGGGCAUGAUCAUUUUGACCAAGGUGGAUUCUUGUCUGCAUACUCCUAUGUAUUUUUUAAUUAGACACCUGGCUUUCAUUGAUCUUGGUAAUUCUACUGUGAUUUGUCCCAAGAUGCUGGUAAAUUUUGUUGUGGAACAAAAUACUAUUUCUUAUUAUGCAUGUGCUACACAGCUGGCUUUCUUCCUUCUGUUCAUCAUCAGUGAAUUUUUCAUCUUGUCAGCCAUGGCCUAUGACCGCUACGUGGCCAUCUGUAACCCUCUGCUCUACAAUGUUAUCAUGUCUCAGAGACUUUGUCAUGUGCUGGUGGGCAUUCCAUACCUCUACAGUGCCUUUCAGGCUCUGAUGUUCACUAUUAAGAUUUUUACAUCAACCUUCUGUGGCUCUAACAUCAUCAGUCAUUUCUACUGUGAUGAUGUCCCUUUGAUACCUAUGCUCUGUUCCAAUGAACGAUUAAUAGAAUUGUUGAUCAUUCUAUUUUCAGCAUUUAAUUUGAUCUCCUCCCUCCUGGUAGUCCUUAUAUCUUAUGUGAUAAUUCUCUUAGCCAUAUGUCGAAUGCACUCUACAGAGGGUAGGAAAAAAGCUUUCUCCACAUGUGGUUCUCAUCUGACAGUGGUGGUUGUGUUCUACGGGUCUCUACUCUUCAUGUACGUGCAGCCCAAAUCCACUCACUCCUUUGAUACUGAUAAAAUGGCAUCUGUGUUUUACACUUUAGUGAUCCCCAUGCUUAACCCCUUGAUCUACAGCUUAAGAAACAAAGAAGUACAGAAUGCCUUCUACAGGGUCUUUAAGAAUCAAUACAAUUUUUGUAUUUAG